ACUUAUUAGACUACACGAUCGAGUUUAGAGACUAAGAAAAAUUACAGAGAUAUAGUGAGCCUUUGGAAAAGAACAUGGCAUUUGGAACAAAACUCAGUGUUUUUUACAUGUGCGUUGCCACGGUCACGAGUUUCCUUAUUGCUGACCAAGGCACAACGCAACAAAGUCUACUUACGACAACAAAUCUUGGGCCCGUGAAACAGUUUUCCAAAUUUUCCGAUGCCGAUUUAGAAAACAUGAAGAAAAUAAUGACUUUAGCAACGCGAGUCAUUUAUUCUGCCGAUAUCGCUCUUCAAGAAUAUGAAAACUCAGUAUUAUAUUCAGCAGCUGAACACCUUGGAAAUAAAUUGGAAACAAAAGACGUGGUUUUUUCAAAUCUUGAAGACAUUCUUUCUACGUCGCUGGAAUUAACUUGCAUAGAGAGUCGGGUUUUACAAACCAUCAGCAAAGGCCUAAAAAUCCGAGGUGUUGUUAAUGGACAAGAGAACGUAGCAUCGGAAAUCGUCGGUCGCUUUCAAGUCGUCCAGUUCCAAUUGAAAACUUUACAAAAUUUUGUUGAUUUCUCAAUUAAAAACAGAAGAACAAGCCAAUGUGAGCACUCGACAACGCAAGAAUCUUUUCAACAAUAUCUGAAUUUCGAUAUUGUGAAGGAAACACGGCAAAUCGUUCAAAAUUUGAAAGAUUUUGUAUCAGGUGUGAACCGCACUUUUAACGACUGUGAAACAGUGGAUAUACUUAUGACUCUUUUAAGUCGGGCCAAAAAUCUUAUACCUAAUAGCAACCAUUUCUCCACUCCCCCUCAUGAAACAACUGUAACUUUCAACCAAACGAUUCGUUAUAAAUGGAAUGAUACCAUACAAAUCUUAUGUGGCGUAUUAUCGGACGUAAAAACCGUUCAGAGAGCAACAGAAUCCACAGGAAUCAAAACGAGACAAACAGGUGCUCUAGAUGACGUCAUAAUCAACAUUCAAAAAAGUUUGUCGGCCCUUGCCGGGAGCAGCGGAGUGUGUUCCGAGAACAACAUUCCAUUGACGGACGGGCAGAAUGGGUUAAAAAUGGCGAAUAAACAAAUUGACAACAUCUUGUUUGAACUGUUCUCAUACAAAAAAUCUCAAUUUUGUCAUUUUUGAUUUCUUCCCGAAAAUAUUUAUACAACGCUACCUCUCAUCUGUUGCAUAAUAUUUGAUUCCCCGUUUCUGUUUUUUUUUUAUCGUGCAUUAACUGUAUACAAACGACUACCCUGCCAUUUUAUCAUAAUAUUUCGUGCUAUAUGUACUUUCAUUUUUUUUAUAGUGGUGUGAUUCUUUUUAUACUGUUAUUC
Messenger RNA from Magallana angulata, 1321 nucleotides. RefSeq lists its product as uncharacterized. Lineage: Eukaryota; Metazoa; Mollusca; Bivalvia; Ostreida; Ostreidae. The transcript has 6 exons. The record is from RefSeq and is a predicted model, not a curated record. Bases 75 to 1130 code for a protein of 351 amino acids.